UUGGGGAAAAAUCAAUAUACUUCUAAUGUCGAAUCGGAAUCGACUAGAACAGAAAUAAAGCAUUGGGUCGUACUCUUCUUUGGUGUCAAGGUGAUAGCUAUGAAUGGUCAUCGACUCUCAGUAAAGGGUAGAAGAGUGAGAUCUAUUAUGGAACAUACAAUGCAUUCCAGACGUAUGAUCAUUACGCUUCAACCCCUAUAA
Molecule: messenger RNA, 201 nt
Organism: Linum tenue
Lineage: Eukaryota; Viridiplantae; Streptophyta; Magnoliopsida; Malpighiales; Linaceae
Source: the annotation of a GenBank genome assembly